UCGAAUCGAGCUCUUGAUCAUUAAAACCCAACAAAAAUUGUUAUCGUGAGAAUUCAUGAUAUAAAUCUUUGCAAACACAUAAGAAGAGAAUCCCCUUAACAACUGCCGAUAAAAUUAUAGUAAAGUAUUUUAUCAUAUUAUGCAUCAUACGUUGUUAAAUAUCUAUUAAUAAAAAAAACAACAUGCAAAUUUUCUUAUCAUCAAUUUCAUUCAGAUUCAAUGAUAAAAUAAUAAAAAUAAUCAUCCAAUUGCCGAUAAGUGCAAGUGAUAACGAUACUAACGCCAUCAAAGCAGGGCAUUAUUAUUGAACAUAUGUUAGGUUUAACUUGCGUUUAUAUUCGAAGCUAUUUUUUAGUUUUUUUUUUAUAAAUAAUGGAUACACGAGACCAGAUUUUAUCUAUGAUAACAAACAAGUAAAAUUUUGAUUUUUUAAAUUACGUAAAACACUCCUUACAAAAGAAUUAUUUAUAAAAAAUAUCACAAAGAGCGCGCACAAAAUACAUGUAUCUAUGACCAUUGUAUUUUGAAAUAUGUAAAAAAUUAAUAUAACGUUUUUAUAAUUAUUUUAUAAUAUUUAAAUCAUGUCUAAUGAAUUAAAAUCUAUUACUAAGCCAAAACGGCAACAACAUAAAAAUCAACAUUGUGAAAAGAAAAUAAAUGAAGAAGAAUAUGAGAAUAUUGAGUCAUUUUUUUCAAAAUUCUUUAACUUGUCUAUACAAAAUAAACCAAAGUGUACAAAAAGUAAAGAAGAGUCUAUCAAAUUUAUUCAAGAUAAUAGUAGAACACAAUUUGCACAAACUGUGACCAAAUUAAGUAUUCCUACUAUGAGUAAACAAAAUGGAAUGAUGAAAAUGAAUAGACCAAACGUUCAUCCGAAAAACUCUAAAAAAUUUUCCGUAAAACCACAACUAAGAAAAAGAUAUAUAAGUCCAAGUAAAGAAGAAAUUAAGAAUAAGAUAGAACAAAGAGAGGAAUUGAUACCAAAAAAAAGGGAUAUAUUAUCAUAUAAUGGGAAUGCUUCAUCAAGUAAUUUAUGUGAAGAAGAACAAAAAUCUAUAAAAAAAUCACAAAAAAUUGUAAAGCCUAUAAGAUUAGAGGAAAAAUUCCCAAAGUUUAUACCAAUUUCUAAAAUGAAAACAAUAUUAGAAUCUCAAAACCCAACAGAUUUGAAAUACAUAAAAGGAUAUUUGCGUAUUAACCCUAAAUUUGGUAAACAUGCUUAUAUAACUAUGCCUAAUGGAGAAAAUGAUUUAUUAAUUAUUGGUCUGCGUGAUAGAAACCGUGCUUUUAAUGGAGACUUAGUAGUAGCUAGCAUAAAUGAAGAAGAAAAAUGGCAUAGAGGUACUAAUGAACAAAAACAAAAAACUGGUACAAUUGUUUGUAUAUUAGAAAAAAUACACCCAAGAAAAGCAGUUGGAUUUUUAAAGCAAUCUGAUCCAAUAAUAUUACUGCAACCAAGGGAUAACAGAAUACCAAUGAUUAAAAUACAUUUAGAUACACUGCCAGAAAUUUAUAAUACUAAACCAUCUUUAUUCGAAGAAAUUUUAUUUCUUGUUGAUAUUACUGCUUGGGAAAAGCCACGAUAUGCUAUUGGGAAAAUUGAACAUAUGAUUGGCACUGCAGGGGACAUGGAAGUAGAGCUUAAUGUUAUAUUACUUGAAAAUAAUAUAAAUACAGAUCCUUUUAAUAAGGAAUUGGUGAAAGAUUUACCUUCUGCAGAAAAUAAUUUGACUUUAAUGGACAUUAAGGAAAGAGAAGAUUGGAGGCAAACUUGUGUGUUUACUAUUGAUCCUGCAACUGCAGUUGAUUUAGACGAUGCUGUUUCUUGUACAGUUUUAAAAAAUGGAAAUUAUGAGGUAGGAGUACAUAUCUCAGAUGUAACCCAUUAUUUAAAAGCUUCUUCGCCAUUGGAUAUGGAAAUUGCUAAACGUGCUACAACAGUAUAUUUAGUUAAUCAAGUUUAUCACAUGAUGCCACAGGAAUUACGUAAAUUAUGUUCUCUUUUACCUGGUCAAGACAAAUUAACUUUUUCUGUUAUUUGGGAAAUAACACCUGAUGUACAAAUUGUAAAACAUCGUUUUGCAAAAACUAUAAUUAAUUCGUGCUGUCAAAUGACAUAUGAACAAGCUCAAAAGAUAAUUGAUAAUCCUGAAUAUCCUGAUGUUGAUGAGACAUUGAAUAUAAAGGGAAAUUUUACAUUUUUUCAAAUCUGUGAUGUGAUCAAAAAUUUAUAUAAUUUAUCUGAACAAAUGAGAACUAAAAGGUAUGCAGAUGGUGCUCUUAAAAUAGAUCAACCAAAAUUACAUAUUUCUAUUGAUAAAAUAUCUGGAUUACCUACAUCUUAUAAUAUUUUGGAAAAAAUGGAUAGUAACAGGCUUAUAGAAGAAUUUAUGUUAUUAGCUAAUAUGACUGUUGCAACUCAUUUAUAUAAAACAAUGCCUGAAUAUGCUUUGCUGAGAAGUCAUGAUUAUCCUUCCGAACGUUUUCUAACUUUAACUCAAAAUAUUCUUCAGAGAUUUGGAAUACACUUAGAUAUUGCAUCUUCUGGAGAUUUAUAUAAUAGUAUUCAACGCUAUGAAUCGUGCAAAGAGUUGGAAUCUGAAACAUACAUGUAUUUAACAAAAUAUAGAUUGAUGGUUAUUAAUAAUCUUUGUUUGAAAGCAAUGACACGUGCUAUAUAUCGUUCAUCUAAAGUUACAGAAGUAGAUGAUUUACGACAUUAUGCACUAAAUGUACCAUAUUAUACUCAUUUUACUUCUCCUAUUCGAAGAUAUCCUGAUUGUGUUGUUCAUCGAUUACUUCAUUCUACUAUAUCUUUAAAUGUAGAACUAGCUCCAAAUUGGAGUUCUGAAUUAUGUUCUAAAAUAGCAACAAACUGUAAUUGGCGCAAAUAUUAUGCAAAACUUGCUGAGGAACAAAUUAAUGAAUUAUAUUUUACAUGUUUAGUAAAUAUGAUAGGAUCAAUGACUGUUAUAGCUAUUGUAUUGGAUGUCAAACAGUAUUAUAUAGAAUUUAUUCUAUGUGAUACUGGAAUUAAAGCAAAAAUGGAUUUAAAGGAAAUAAAAAAUAAAACAACUAUUGAAUAUACAACUGAACAUUUAGUUCCAACAUUAACUAUAACUUGGAAAGAAUCCCAUAUUACUCAGGUGAUAACUACUUUUUCAAUAGUACAUUUAAGAAUCAAUAAACAUCCUAAUUGUUUUCGAUUAAAUACUGUACUUCUAGAACCAAUCAAAAAUCAUGACUGCUAAGUGAAUAUAAUAUAUUUAACAUGUAGAAAUUUCUUUUAUAAUGUAGAUAACCAGAUUUUUUUUAUACAAGAAGCUUUAAACUAUACUAUUAAAAUAUCAUUUUGUGUUAUUAGUAAGAAAAAGACCGAUUUUUUUAAUGCUAUAAAGAAUCUAUAAUUGUUUAAUUUUGAUAGAAAACAAAAAAUGUUACAUUUGAUUAUAUAUUAAAAUUCUUCGAGUAUUUCAAUAACAUUUUUUAUUAUAUUCUGCACAUAUUUUUCUUGUAGUAUAGAAAAAUUAUAUU
Messenger RNA from Vespula vulgaris, 3534 nucleotides. RefSeq names its product DIS3-like exonuclease 2. NCBI's taxonomy places the organism in Eukaryota, Metazoa, Arthropoda, Insecta, Hymenoptera, Vespidae. The coding region runs from base 582 to 3251 and encodes 889 amino acids. Gene Ontology annotation, molecular function: RNA binding; 3'-5'-RNA exonuclease activity. Gene Ontology annotation, biological process: miRNA catabolic process; mRNA catabolic process. Gene Ontology annotation, cellular component: P-body; exosome (RNase complex). The record is from RefSeq and is a predicted model, not a curated record. The transcript has 8 exons.